Molecule: messenger RNA, 4359 nt
Organism: Brassica rapa (field mustard)
Lineage: Eukaryota; Viridiplantae; Streptophyta; Magnoliopsida; Brassicales; Brassicaceae
Source: RefSeq, a predicted model, not a curated record
ACUCAAUUUAAUUUUAUAUCUGAAUCAGUCUUUCAUCUAUCUUAAGAUUCCUCAAGCCAUGCAUAACAUGCAUGUUAGUAACCGGAAGCAUACCCCUUUUGUCCCCACAGUUGUUGGUUUAUAGUUUCUAAGAGCAUUAGACCAUCAGCAUUGGUAAACCUCACUUUUCGAUUCCCAAUGCUCCUAUUAUUACUAUUUUAAUUUCGUUUUUCGAUUUAUUUAAAAAAAAAAAAAUUAAUAUUCAUCCAAUUGCGGGCCGCCGCGUGGCGUGGGACCCGCAUAACAGUUAUGAUACGGGGUCUUCUCAGCGACCUCGCACGACGCGGGUUCAACACUAUUGAAAUAUUUUAAUAUUUUUUUUUUUGUGAAAAACUGUGUAAACUUUUGCUAUAAUCCUUCAAUGCUGAUGCUCUUAGCAGCAACAUAAUCUCUCAUCCAAGUACCUAAUGUAUAUAAUAUUAGUAAAAUUUAUUGUUUCAACAAAAAAUUUAAAUAUUAUGAAACCAAACUAAUCAGAUAAUAAUUACAAGUGUAGAAGUAGUACCUAAACUUAGUGGAAGAGUCUCCUUAUAACGAGACGUCUCUCUUUUUUUCCCUUCUUCUCUUCUCUCAUACUUUUCUACUAGGAUAAGACCUGCGCAUUUCUAUUAGGAUAAGACCUGCGCAAGCGCAGGAUGAGUUUAUAAAAUUAAAAUAUAAAACAUAUGGUUUUGACAAAGUAAACAUUUAUAUAUAACUUUGGGUUGUUUAUGUAAUCAUCUAUACAUUGGAUGGAGAAGUGUGUAUCAAAAAUUAGAAUUUCUUAUGAGGCCAAUUUAUUUGGAUAUUUUAAAGUCAUACUAAUAAAAGUAUUUUCUAUUUUCUUUUAUUAACUUAUAGAUGAUUAAGAUUUGAAUAUAAUCAAAAUUUAGUAUAAGAAUUUGGAACGCUCACAUUAAUUUUUUAUUUAAUAAAAUGGAAAUCCCUAUAAAAAAUACAGAUUGGGUUAACUUAAAAUUAGUAAAUAAGAUACUUAUGGGCCAUAUCAAGACAACAAACAAUUGACAAACCCGAUUUUUAAAUUAAUAUGGAGACGACAUUUUUUUUGCUUUAAAUCUGAAGCUGAGUAGAUAGUUCGAAAAAUGAUUGUUUCGUUUGAGAACAAACCCUAGUUUAUAUAGUACUCCUAAGUCUUGAUGCAAAAGCUAUGCGUUAUCGCCAAGUAAAAGAUACGGAGGAUCUCUGAAUAUAAAAAUGAGAAAAUUUCGGAAUAAAUGAUUCAUAAUUCACUCUUACAUUAUAGGAAACUUUCAUUUAGUCAAAAAUAUCUAAUGAGGAUGCAAUUAAAUCUUAAGAUACAUCCCACAUUACUUUAGCUCAUGAAUAAAAUCGAGCUUGGGAACCAAGUUUUGUCCUUAUUAUUAACGUUCCUUUUACUGUGAAACUAACAAAUCCCCUAUAAUGUGUGAUCAUUAUUAUUCAUUUUGCAUUCCUUUUAUGGAGAUUUUGGAAUAUUCCAAAUUAAGAGCAAAUUAAUUACAUAUCCCAUAGAUCACGCAUGUACCCAAUUUUUUUACAUUUAUACAUGUUUCCUUUUUUUGUCAGCCAUAUACGAAUCACCUGUAUACCAUAUCCCGUAAGUCAUGUAUGUACCCAUUAUUAUUAUCACAUAAAAGUUCAAGGACAACUAAUGUAGACAACUCUUAAAAAUUGAAAACCAAAUUAAAAACAUCGAGUCAAAUUGAUAUAAGUAAACCGCAAGGUAAUUUGUUUUUGUUCCGACGGAUUAAACCAAUUGUUGUAUUAGAGAUGUAAUUGAUCAAACGAAAGGCUGAAACAGAUGGUGAUAUAUUUAGUUACACCUUCGGUGCUGGCUGGAAAUCUAUAAUGCCUGGAAUAACCAUUUUAUCACCAUAGUAAUGCAUCAAUUGUUUUAGCUUCUACUCCAAAUAUAAAUGGCUGAAAUAGUCGAAGAUUGAAUGUUGGAGCUCUGGCACAUGAUACCCAUUUGAUAGAACAAUAAAACAAAUUUGUCUUUUUGUAGACAAAGGUAGUUUGGGAUGCAAGGAAUCAACAUUAGCUGACAAUGGUGUUGGUCUGUGAAGUAAAUAGAGAACCGAGUUGGUAUGUUCCAAUAAAUUAACACAGAACAAUCUUUAUAGUUGAAAAUGGUAUCGGUGGGAUCAAAUAAAGUGAGAACCGAGUUGGUUAGCUUGAAAGUGGUGAAAUAAAUAGAGAACCGAGUUGGUACGUUCCAACAAAUUGUCGGUGUGUAAAAGUGAUUGUAGGACAAUAUGGAUAUUAUUUAAAUCAUGUCGGACGAAAUACUUAAGCCAAUGGCAUUUGAUGUAAAUUUUCUAGUAAUGAAAGGGCAUUCAAAUAACUUGGCUGAGAAUGACUGUAAGCAUGACACAUCAUCAAAAUGGCAGUCUUGUAAAUAAAGUACAAAAUAAAGGUUAGUCUUAAAAAAUGAUUCUCUAUUAAUACGAAAGGGAUUUUAUUUAGUAUUUUAACUUGGAAAACUUUUAUCCAUUUUUGCUCAAUUUUAUAAGAUAUUUUCACUAAAACUUAAAAAGAGAGAAAUAUUUUAAGAUAACAGUAAAACAUGUUUUUAUUUUUAAAAUAAUACACAAAAAUAUAAAAUAGCAAUUCCUUAAUAUGACACUUAAUAUGAAACAUAUAGAAUAUCAUCUAAUUUAUUCUUUUUUUGCUGAGUCCAAUAGACUGUUAAAUCUAAUUGUAUCAGAGAUAUAUACUACAAAUAAUUAUUAUAAAUUUAAAUGUGAUACGAGUGAUUAUAAUUUAGAACUGAAAGAUGCCAGGCCAGGAUUAAUGUUGAUAUUUGAAAUCUUAUUGUAAUUAUUUUUCCCUCCAUUAUCUAAUGAUGUAUUUGAAGAAUACUUUAGCAGUUAUGAUAUAAUUAGAGGUAAAUCCACAACAGAUGUAUCGGAUUUCAAAGUCCGCUAAAACCCAGAUUAAAGGUUAAUUAGAAGUCCGCGCAACGAGUAACAAACUUUUUGGGGGUCCUAUAAAGUCCGCGACUCUAACUAACUUUUUCACUCUCUUCACAAAGUCCCAGAGAGAGAGAGAUUCUCUUCGACGGCGAUUCGCUUGCGGACUUCAUCCUCCUCCGCCUUCUUCCACUUCACUCUCCGCCGCGCUCGCUCACCGCUCCAGGCUCUUUCUCCGACUGUUCGCUCCGCGGCUUCGUUGUUUCUCAAGUGAAGAAACUAACGGCAAAAUGUGUUCAUCAGGAACGGGAUCGCCUGAGAAUCCAAUCGGUGAAGAAGAAGAGUCACUUGAACUCAACUCGACUGAAGAAAUCGACUCGGGCGAUGAAGCUGCGAAUCCUAUGACUAGCGAUGCAGCUCAGAUCCUCCCAUUGCUACAGAAUCUCCUGCUCAACAAUGACAUCCAGAGGGAGAGGUUAACCGGAUUGUUUCAACUCUUUGCUCCAGCUGCUGAAGACACAAACGCAAACGUGAAUACCGAAGACGAGCAGACAGCAAGGGAGGCAGCUCUAUCUUCUCAGGUUCAUUUCUUGGAGCAGAGGGUGCAGAUGCUUGAAGAGGAGCUUGAGAAUCAGAAGAAACUAAACGCUCAGCUAGAAGAACAGAUCAAGCGCUUGACGACGACGAGCAGUGAUCCAGAAAGGCAGGAUUGACUUUGGGCUCCAUCUUGACGGAGGCAUAUGCACCACUCUCUUUGCACUCUUUUUUUUACUCUCUUAAAAAACGUUAUGGAGAGAUAAACCGCUUUGGUUGAUGAUCCAUUCUUUGAUUGAUCAGUUUACAAGUUUCCUCUAGUCAUAUAGAAUGACUCCCUCUUUUUGUAUAUAAAUAAUACUGAAACUUUACUAGCUUUUGAAACAAAGUGGAAGAAGAAAUGAUUUUAAUCCUUCAUUUUUUGCUUGACAUGUCUACGUAAAUGAUUAGAGAAUGUGAUUUCUUGUUAGGCAAUCAACACAAACAUAUUAAUACCUCUCGAUACCUACUCCACAUUCAUGUAACUAAUGAAAAUCAAGCUUUCUUAAUCAUGGGCAUAUUCAAUUCAUUAUGUAUCUGAAUCAAUUUGUCAUCUAUCUUAAGCUUCUCCAAACCAUGCAUAACAUGCAUCUUAGUAACCGGAAGCAUCCCCAAACCGAAAUAACCAGACCGACUCUAUUUAAAGUAAUAACCAACCACUAAUUAUAAUCGGCUCAUAGGCCCAUUAAUUACAGAUCUAAUAAGUCCAUGAUGCUUGGCCGUCACGUCGCUCUCCUACCUACACCUUUUAAAUAACAAAACGUUUAAUCUUUUAUUCAACAAAGGCAUCUAUACAUUUUUGGACUCUUUUGCGCACUUAAUUUUUUAGUUAAUGAAAAAAUUAAAAAAAAAAAAA